GGUGAGUCGACAACUUGGAAGGAGCGUCAAACUUAGCUCCGGUCCUCACAAGUUCCUAUCUCACGCCUCCACGAGUCAUAUGAUACAAUAGACUACCAGUUAAAACAUGGACACAACUGGUUGGCGUUGCCUGGGCAAUGUUGUCAUCCGACAAUAGCUAAGUGAGAAGGUGCGACGCGAUCGUUGGCGCAGUAACCAUAUCUCGGCGGUAGAGGAAAUGCUUCGCCAACCCGAGCGUCUGUCCACCAAGAUGGUGCGGCUCAAAACAGCGUCUGAUCUCCAUGUUAGGAGCGGCUGAUCAACGUCCUGGUGUCAGCGUGGGACUCUAAUCAGAGCUGACACGAUGGCCCUCCGGCGAGACAGGGGGUUGGGGAAGGCCCAACAAGCCGCCCCGAAAAACACCAAAUGCUGCAAAUAUCGAAGAAGUUAAUACGGAUCGGAACAAUAGGCACAGACCUAGGCGACGAAAUAAGGACUCCGAUUGGAAACUCGGUACAUGGAACUGCAGAUCGUUAGGCUUUCACGGCUGCGACAGGAUCAUAUAUGAUGAAAUUAAUCCACGCAACUUCGAAAUCGUAGCACUGCAGGAACUUUGCUGGUCGGGUCAGAAGGUAUGGAAAAGCGGACAUCGAGAGGCUACCUUUUAUCAGAGCUGUGGCACUACCAACGAGCUUGAAACGGGCUUUAUAGUGCUGGGUAGGAUGCGCCAACGCGUGAUCGGGUGGCAGCCGAUCAGUGCGAGGAUGUGUAAGUUGAGAAUUAAGGGCCGGUUCUUCAACUAAAGCAUCAUCAACGUGCACUGCCCACACGAAGGAAGAGCCGACGAUGAGAAAGAAGCGUUUUAUGCGCAGCUGAAGCAGGUGUAUGAAAGCUGUCCGCAACGGGACGUUAAGAUCGUCAUCGGUGAUAUGAACGCUCAGAUAGGACGGGAGGCAAUGUACAGACCGGUGAUAGGGCCGAAUAGCCUGCACGCCGCAUCAAAUGAUAACGGCCAACGAUGUGUGAACUUUGCCUCCCGUGGUAUGGUAGUUCGAAGUACCUUCUUCCCCCGUAAAGACAUCCACAAAGCCACCUGGAGAUCACCUGACUUACAAGUGGAGAACCAAAUCGACCACGUUCUAAUCGAUGGUAAAUUCUUCUCUGACGUCAUCAACGUUCGCACCUACCGCAGUGCGAAUAUUGAUUCGGACCAUUACCUUGUUGCAGUAUGCAUGCGCUCAAAACUUUCGACGGUGCGAAACACGCGUCAAAGUCGCCCAUCGCGACCAAACAUCGGGUAACUACGAGACGCCGCGGUUGCACGGGAGUACGCGCAGCAGCUGGAAGCAGCAUUACCAACGGAAGAGCAGCUUGGCGCAGCUACUCUUUAAAAUGGCUGGAGGGACAUUCGAUCAGCCAUAGGUAGUACUGCUGUAGCGGCGCUUGGUACUAUGGCUCCGAACAGCAGAAACGACUGGUUUGACGACGAGUGCAAACAGUUAGUGGAAGAGAAGAAUGCAGCACGAGCGAGAAUGCUGCAACACCAAACGAGGGCGAACGUGGAGCGCUACCGACGCGCACGGAACAGGCAAAACUCGGUCUUACGGAAGAAGAAACACCAGGGGGAAGAUCGAGAUCGCAAGGCGAUGGAGGCACUGUACCGUGCGAAUGACACACGAAAGUUCUACGAGAAGCUGAACUGUUCAAGCAAAGGCUUUGUGCCACAAGCCGACAUGUGCAGGGACCUGGGCGGCAACCUUCUAACGAACAAGUGUGAGGUGAUUGACAGGUGGAAGCAGUACUACGAUGAGCACCUUAAUGGCGAUGUAGAAGAGGACGACGACGGAGUGGUAGUAGAUCUCGGUGUACGCGCAGAUGACGACAAAAUCCCAGCCCCUGACCUCCAGGAGGUUAGAGAGGAGAUCGACCGGCUGAAAAACAAUAAAGCCACUGGAGCUGACCAACUCCCCAGCGAGCUGUUAAAACACGGUGGUGAAUCACUGGCUAAGGCGCUACACUGGGAUAUUGCCAAGAUUUGGGAGGAGGAGGUAGUACCGGAGGAGUGGAUGGAGGGUACAGUGUGCCCCAUCUACAAAAAAGGCGACAAGUUGGAUUGCUGCAACUACCGCGCAAUCACGUUGCUGAACGCCGCCUACAAGGUACUCUCUCAAAUUCUUUGCCGUCGACUAUCACCGUUUGCAAGGGAAUUCGUGGGGCAAUACCAAGCGGGAUUUAUGGGUGCCCGCGCCACCACGGACCAAAUAUUCGCGGUACGGCAGGUCCUACAGAAGUGCCGUGAGUAUAACGUGCCCACACAUCACUUGUUUAUCGAUUUUAAAUCGGCAUACGACACAAUCGUUCGAGACCAGCUAUGCACGAUUACGGCUUUCCGGAUAAACUGACACGGUUGGUCAAGUCGACGAUGGAUCGGGUGAUGUGCGUAGUUCGAGUUUCGGGGACACUCUCGAGUCCCUUCGAAUCUCGAAGAGGGUUACGGCAAGGUGAUGGAUUAUCGUGCUUGCUAUUCAACAUCGCUUUGGAAGGUGUGAUACGUAGGGCUGGUAUCGACACGAGUGGCACGAUUUUUAGAAAGUCUGUUCAGCUCUUUGGCUUCGCCGAUGACAUUGAUAUUGUAGCACGAACCCUUGAAAUGAUGACGGAGACGUUUAUACCGACUGAAGGCUGAAGCCGGACGAAUUGGACUGGCCAUAAACGCAUCGAAGACCAAGUACAUGAGAGGAAGAAGUUCCAGAGAAGACAGUGUCAACCUCCUGCCACGAAUUCAUAUUAGCGGUGAUGAAAUCGAGGUGGUAGACGAGUUCGUGUACCUGGGCUCACUGGUGACUGCUGACAACGACACCAGCAGAGAAAUUCGUCGACGCCUUAUGGCAGGAAAUCGUGCCUACUUUGGACUCCGGGGACACUCCGCUUGAAUAAAAUCCGCCGCCGCACGAAGUUAACCAUCUACAAAACACUGAUCAGACCGGUAGUCCUCUACGGCCACGAAACCUGGACUAUGCUCGUGGAGGACCAACGCGCCCUUGGGGUUUUCGAACGAAAGGUGUUGCGUACCAUCUGUGAUGGAGUGCAGAUGGAAGAUGGAUCAUGGCGGAGGCGGAUGAACCACGAGUUGCAUCAGCUGCUGGGAGAACCACUCAUCGUUCAAACGGCGAAAAUCGGGAGACUACGGUGGGUUGGGCAUGUCGUUAGGAUGUCGGACGACAACCCGGGGAAAAUGGUUCUUGAUAACAACCCGACUGGAACAAGGCGACGGGGCGCGCAGCGAGCAAGGUGGCUCGAUCAAGUGGAAGACGACCUGCGGGGCCUCCGCAGACGACAUGGCUGGCGAGCUGCAGCCAUGGACCGAGUUGAAUGGAGACGACUUCUUCGAACAGCAAGGGACACUUCGGCCUUGAGCUGACUGGUAAGAUCCUCCUGAAGCACUUAUUCCCGUUGACGUUUUGCAUCCUCCAAUCCUGACACAGCUGCAUUGUAUGGCUCCCAUACGCUUCAGUGAACCCCCUGACGAUCAACUCCUUGAUUUCGCCCGCAUCAACUUUGAAGGCCUUAGAGAAGCCCUUUUGUCUGUCGAUUGGUCACCAGUCUACAAUGCUUCCGACGUAAACGAGGCGGUGCAAUUCUUUAACGCAACGCUCACGCAGCUUUUUCCAAGAUUCGUACCAGUUCGUCGCCCUAGAAUGUCACCUCCGUGGACCAAUAGACGUCUUCGUUAUUUGAAACAACAACGCUCUAGAACUUUGAGGCUCUACUCAAACAACCGAAACUCCGCCACCAAACAGAGAUUCAUUAAAGCGAGCACCAAAUAUUAAUUUUACAACAGAGCUCUCUACGGACGGUACGUAAUGCGAAUGCAAAAAACCUUAAAAACUCAGCCAAAACGGUUUUGGGCUUUCGUUAAUGAGAAGCGGAAGGAACAUGGUCUGCCUUCAAGCAUGUUUUUGG
This is a messenger RNA of Wyeomyia smithii (pitcher-plant mosquito), 3942 nucleotides long. RefSeq lists its product as uncharacterized. The transcript has 2 exons. Bases 1431 to 2381 code for a protein of 316 amino acids. NCBI's taxonomy places the organism in Eukaryota, Metazoa, Arthropoda, Insecta, Diptera, Culicidae. The record is from RefSeq and is a predicted model, not a curated record.